CUUAAGGUACCUCUUCACCGACAUCAGGCAACAUUCGAGUCCUCCAAACACAAAAAAGCUUACCCAAACCAUUCAUCAUUAUACAACCCAGACUCUCGAAAGCUACAGGUCCAGAGAAAACAGGUAUCUCAACUUUGCCAUCUACCUUAGGCGGCAAAGCCUUCCCCAGGCCAGACACCGACAUACCCCGGAACAACCACACCAGCAAACAACAACGACAAUGACCUCGCUCCUCACUACCGCCCUCUCUACCCUCCAUUCCCUCUGCUCCUCCCUCAUCCCAACCACCAACCCCAAGCGCAUUACCCUCCUCGUCACCGGCCUCGACAACUCCGGCAAGACCACCCUCCUGCACCGCAUGCGCAAACCAGCUCAUGAACCGGGCUCCGGCUCUGGUUCAUCCCAUACACUCGCCUUCUUCCCUAUAUCUACAUCUCUAACCGAUAUUAAACUCACCACCACAACCGGCAAACACCUUGUCCUAAACCCAAUCGACCUCGGAGGCUUCUGCUAUCGCGACCACCCAGGGGGAAUCCAACAGUUAUGGCGGGAUUACCUAUAUGCUGCCGACGUGGAUGGGAUUGUGCUCGUCGUGGAUGCCGCUGAUUGGGGGCGGCUUGAUAAAGCUGGGACGUUGCUCCGGGAUCUUUUAGGGGUUCUAGGCGAGUUUGAGAGGGAGGGCCCGGGGGCUAGCAAACCGAUACCCGUGCUGGUGUUGGGGAAUAAGAUCGAUGCGGUUGGGGCGGUUUCAGAGAAGGAGUUGAGGAGGGUCAUGGGGGUUCCUAUCUGGGGUGAGAAUAAGAGAGGCAGGAGCAGGAGGGAUGCGGAGGGAAAGGGAGAGGGAGAGGGAGAAGCGACCCGGCCGGUGGAGUUGUUUAUGUGCACGGUGGUGAUGGGCCAGGGGUACCAAGAGGGGUUUGAGUGGUUAGCAGGUUCUUUAGAAUCCGAACUACUUUAGGUAACUUGUAGGUCACGGCAAAAAUUAGCCCGUAUGUGGCCACCACCUGUACAAUCUACAGCGCGGCGUGGUCUACGGUGGAA
Molecule: messenger RNA, 1041 nt
Organism: Canariomyces notabilis
Lineage: Eukaryota; Fungi; Ascomycota; Sordariomycetes; Sordariales; Chaetomiaceae
Product: P-loop containing nucleoside triphosphate hydrolase protein
Exons: 1
Coding region: 221-958 (245 amino acids)
Biological process (GO): vesicle organization; membrane organization; intracellular protein transport
Cellular component (GO): endoplasmic reticulum exit site; COPII vesicle coat
Molecular function (GO): GTP binding; GTPase activity
Source: RefSeq, a predicted model, not a curated record